This is a messenger RNA of Plasmodium gonderi, 3393 nucleotides long. RefSeq lists its product as hypothetical. Bases 1 to 3393 code for a protein of 1130 amino acids. The transcript has a single exon. The record is from RefSeq and is a predicted model, not a curated record. Lineage: Eukaryota; Apicomplexa; Aconoidasida; Haemosporida; Plasmodiidae.
AUGAACAUAGCAAGGAGAAUAUUAUUUUCCAUUUUUGCAAUAAGCACAACAAUAGCAAGAUGUAGUCAUAUAAAAGAUAAAUUAUUUAAGAGCCUAAAAAAAAAUACAAAAUUUAUAGUAUUAAACGAACCCAUUUUGGAUCUAGGGUUCAGCGAAGGGUUACUACACACGGUGCUAUUUGAUUUAGAGAUAGGUGAUAACUUGUACACCUUAGAUGAACAUUUAUUAAAUCUGAACAAUUUAAAUCAUGUAAACAUUUUCCAACUCCUACUAGAUAUAUAUAAACAAUUGGAAGAUAAAAAUAAUCAAGGGGUAGAAAAUAUUCGAUAUAUAUUUCUGGGAACAGCUUUUACUAGAGUACACCCUCUAAACCUUGAACUCCUGUUAAGAAAAUUUAAUAAGUAUAUUUAUAACGGGUCUAAUUAUAAAAAUGGAUCUAUAGACAUUGAAGGAAUUCUGUUCGAGUAUAAUGUUGAGUUAAAGAAAAAGAAAGACGCAAUGGAAGAAAUGCAAGUGAUGUAUUCAAGAAAAGAGGAAGAAGAACAUACAAAUGAUAAAAGCAAGGGAAUUACGGCUAAAGAACAUAUUCAACGUAUGAUUCAGGAGGAAAUGAAUUUUUUUUCAAGUGAUGAAAAUGAAAUUAGCGACAAAUUUGUUCACCCAGGUGAUACGUACAAAGGACUAUUCAUUGGAUAUAGAUUUAAUGAUGAAAAGUCAUCAUUAUCUGGAAAUAAUCAUAACAUGAAUAAAGAUUUUUUCUUUUUUUCUUUGAAUAGCGGUAUAAUUAUGGAUAUUUUUUUGUUAAGGAAUUUAUGCAACCACAUCAUGAUGAACUCAUCGAUAAAUAAUUUUAAACUAAUAAGAGAUAACAUAUUCGAAUUGUCGAAAUAUGUUUUUGAUUAUCUAGAUGUGAAGUUAACUCACUUUGAAAAUACCUGUCUCAAUGAUGAGAACCAUGUGCAUCUGUUAGAUAAUGAUGGGAGAACCAAGUAUGACGCUUACAAAUACCAUCUAGUUCUACAUCUGUUUCGUGAUUACUACAAUAUGGGGAAUGAAGGUAAUAAUAGCAAGGAGAGUAAAGGUUCAUCAUCUGAUGAAAAAGCUGAACCCAUGGUUGAUCCUGGAGAUCGACCAAGCGAUGAAGAAUUUGCACAUCUAAUAUUAUCCUACUUCAACCUUUUCUAUCCAAUAUCAACUUGUGCAAGUUAUUCUGUUAGAUCUAGUAGUGAAGCUUUUGUGCAUUAUGACAAAUAUCACCAGAUCAGUAUCGAAAAUGAUGUGAAGUUGGAAAAGUACAUAAAAGAGACAGAAGAAAUAAAUUUCCAUUCUAUAGAUGAAUACAAAAUGAAACUUAAUCGAAUUAAUAAAAAGUAUGAUACUCUCCUGGAUGAAAAUGAAAAUAAUUGGACACAUAAAAAUCUCAUCAUUGGAGUAGUAACGAGUGAAAAAACAGAAAAUAGAAUAGGUUAUAUAAAAAAUACAUACGAUAAUAAGAAAAAUAACGAGCUAAUUUUUAACUCAUAUUUAGCGAAUAAAAAGGAAGGAAAAUUAAAAAAUAAGAAUGCAGAAAUAGAGGAUAAUGCAAGUAGUGCCAAGGGACAUAACAAAAAUGGGGAAAACAUUUUAAACCAUAAUUUCUUAAAAAGUGCUUUCGAAAAUGAAGAAAUAAAUGUUCAAGUCAUUUAUUUUUCUGACAAAGAAAGUAAAAAUUACGAUAUGCUUCAUUUUGAAGAUAAUAAUGAUAUAGAUUCACAAAAUGGUGAUAGAUUCUGCAAAAAAGUGAGAAAUAUAAUCUAUCAUCUGUAUGAAGAAUAUGUUCAGAAAAAUUCACCCGUAAAAUUUUUUUUUAUUUCACCUGACAAUACAUUUGUCAAUGUCAAAAAUUUAAUUGAUGUAAUGAAUUUAACUACAAAUCAAUGCACUCAUUCGAGGGGAUAUAUGUAUAUGAAAUAUGUAAAAUAUUUUGAUCAUUUAGAUGAAAAUGAAUCAGAAUUUGUAAAAAAUUUCAACAACAGAUAUCUGUACCUUUACAAAUAUAUAAAAACCACUCUCGCUAAAACUAUUAAUGCAUUGAAGUCAUACAAUUAUGUACCUGUCUAUUGCAAAGACGCAGGUGCAGGCAAAGUAUCGACAGGAGUACUAAAUAAUAAACAUGUUCCUUUUUAUAUCGGGAAGAGAUACACACACAAUUCUCUUACAAAGGAUGAACAAAAUGUCUAUCAUUACUUAGCAGGUGCAGCUGGAAUACUACUCAACGAUGAAGCUGUGAAAAAAUUAUACUUCUGCAAGAACAAGUGUGUUCCCUGCCCAAUGGGAAGCAUCAACAAUGUUGACAAAAUGAGCAAUGCUGACAAAAUGACCAAUGUCGAAAGGAGGGACACAGAAAACUUGUUUAAUGAAGACGCUUUAGGUCUUUGGACUAAGCAACUAAACAUCCUACCCAUAAAUUUUGAAGGAUUCUUCCCAAAAGAACCGAGGGACUAUAACCCACAUUACCUGAACACAAUAGUGCCAAUUACCUUUCAUAAGCUAAAUAUAGACAAAACUGUGGAUGAAACGAAGAAACUUUUUUUUCAACAUCUUGUUAAUUAUAAAAAAGGGAGUAACAAAGGUAUUGAGGAGGAUACAGAGUCGUGUGUAGAUUAUCUCGAUAGAAAUUAUAAAAACACAAUUGAUCAAAUUUUUCAUUUUUUUUUUUAUGCAAAUGAGCUUCACCAAGCUAACUCAGAUACAGAUGUACUUAAAGCUACUGAAUACAUCUAUAACAAAAUGAGUUCAAGUAAAAAAUUCAAACAUCUAUUUAACAUCACAAGUUUUUUUAAAGCCGACGUUGAAGAUAUGAUAUACUUUCAAACAAGAGCAUCCAAAAACGACAAUAUGAAGAAGGGGAAUAGGAAGGAAAAAAGUUACACGAAUAAUUAUGUACACAGGAAGGAAUCAUUGCAUCAUACACACAACCACGUUGGAUCCGAUAGCACGACGGGAGAAACCUCCCCACCCCAUGACGACCCCAUGGAUGACCUCGAGUCUGGGGAAGUGGACGAUAUGGAGGACGAUGGGGAUCUAUUCGAUGAUGACGAUUAUGACCAUGAGGAGUAUCUGCAUGGGAUAGCAAAUCACAAAAUUAAUGGAAGUGAUCGGGCAGAUAUUACCCCAGGUAAAAAGCGCGAUUCAACGGAUGCAAUCGAAUUAGGUGACACCGAUAUGGAUGACGAUUUGGACAUAACAACGGAUGGAUGGGAUGGUAACAAUUCUGAUCUCCCCACAGAUGGAAGUGACAGCAACAAUUCUGAUCUUCCCACAGAUGGAAGUGACAGCAACAAUUCUGACCUCCCCACAGAUGGAAGUGACAGCAACAAUUCUGACCUCCCCACAGACGAAAGUGAAUUGUAA